Messenger RNA from Populus euphratica (Euphrates poplar), 2420 nucleotides. Its product is annotated as serine carboxypeptidase-like 45. Gene Ontology annotation, biological process: proteolysis. The record is from RefSeq and is a predicted model, not a curated record. The transcript is spliced from 10 exons. Gene Ontology annotation, cellular component: vacuole. Gene Ontology annotation, molecular function: serine-type carboxypeptidase activity. Lineage: Eukaryota; Viridiplantae; Streptophyta; Magnoliopsida; Malpighiales; Salicaceae. Bases 763 to 2193 code for a protein of 476 amino acids.
AAAGAUAUCGUUCUAAAGACUGAUAGUAACCCCUGGUAAGUUAGAUCCUUUUAAGGAACCUCUUGGAUUUUGAACAUUCCAUCUGCAAUGAAGAUUAUUCUGGCGACUGAUAGAUGAUAUUUUCCAAACGCCUAUAUUCUCCUUUUUCCUUACCCGAUGCAAGCAUGUCAGCUAGAACAAGCUACAGAUAUACAUGAAGAAGAAGGUAAAUGGGAAAGGCUUCUUCACGAUGAUGCUCAGAUGAAAGCGAUGAGUGAGAUCAACGAGCUACAUCCCCCUACUUUCCGUUUGAGUGACUUCUCUAUUGAACUCACUCGGCAGGGAUAUAUAGAAUCUAAGGGAAUCCCUCAAUUUGUUGCUUCUUUAAUAAGAAAGUCAGACAUCAAGAUCAAGCUUUGAUUUACCGUUGUUUCCUUUGAUGAUUUCAUGGCUAAUCAAGUAUACGCUGUCGCAUGAAUACUGGGGUCUUCACCUCUCUCUCCCCCAAAACGUUUUUUCCGAGGAUGGCAUUUUGUCUCUUGGCAAGCUUAUGAAAUGCACAAGUUGACUCACCUGGCCUUUUUUUCUUGUUCUGUUUACGUUGUCAUAUAUUUGACCUUGUGUAAGAGUGACUUUUCCCUCGAAACUUAGACAAUGUUUCGAUGGUUACCACGCGAUAGAAAUGAAGUUGCGAAGUUGUCUUAACUGUGAACUGCUAUAUAAAUAACACAAUUGAGGCUUGAUUUGAAGCAUCGUAGCUCUCUAUCUCUCUCUGUCAACAGCAUGGGGGCUCAACAAUGGAUAGCAAUGACAGUAUUAUGUGCAACUUUCUUUCAGAUAUGCAGAGCUGUAGACUCCCCUGCAGAUGAUAAACUCCUGAGUUUGCCAGGGCAACCAAGAGUCAGUUUCCAGCAAUAUGCAGGAUAUGUAACCGUAGACGAAAAUCAAGACAAAGCUCUUUUCUAUUACUUUGUCGAAGCAGAAACAGACCCAGCUUCAAAACCUCUUGUGCUCUGGCUAAAUGGGGGGCCUGGCUGUUCCUCUGUUGGAGCAGGAGCUUUCUCUGAGCAUGGCCCCUUCAGACCGAGUGGUGGAGGGAGUCUUGUUAGAAAUGAUUAUAGCUGGAACAAAGAAGCAAAUAUGCUCUACCUAGAAUCACCAGCAGGAGUUGGUUUCUCUUAUUCUGCCAACCAAUCUUUCUAUGACUUGGUGAACGACACCAUCACAGUGCAAGACAAUUUUGUAUUCCUUCAGAAUUGGUUUCAGAAAUUUCCCGAGUACAAGAAUAGGGAUUUGUUUAUCACAGGAGAGAGCUACGCAGGACACUAUGUUCCACAGCUCGCAGACCUCAUAGUGAAGUCAGGACUAAAAUUCAAUUUGAAGGGCAUAGCACUAGGAAACCCUCUAUUGGAGUUCGGUACAGAUUUUAACUCGGAAGGUGACUUCUAUUGGUCUCAUGGGUUGAUAUCAAACCCUACUUAUGAACUUCUCAGUGCAGUUUGUAACACUUCACAACUCUGGAGAGAGCGCAUAGGAAACUCCCUUUCGGCUUCUUGUUCGAAAGUGAAUGAUCAACUUCAUGCAGAAAUUUCGUACGCUAUUGAUAAAUAUGAUGUCACUGCGAAUGUUUGUCUGUCAUUUGGUGCAUCGCUAUUGGGAGUUCAAAAUAACCCAUUAACACCAAGAUUCCGACUUUUCUCAUCCGCUGAAUCACUGCAGGAGGCUCUCAGUCAGCAGAAAGCUCAAGAGAACAUUGAUCCGUGUGUACAAGAAGAAACUUUUGUAUAUUUGAACAGGAAAGACGUGCAAGAAUCUUUUCAUGCCAAGCUUGUCGGAACUCCGAAGUGGACUUUCUGCAGUGGUGUUGUAAACUAUGAUCUUCGAAACCUAGAGAUACCUACAAUUGAUGUCGUGGGCUCAUUGGUCACUUCAGGCGUCCGGGUCCUAGUAUACAGUGGAGAUCAGGAUUCGGUUAUCCCAUUUACGGGGAGUAGGACUUUGGUAGAAGGCUUGGCAAAAAAGCUGGGAUUGAAUGCAACUGUGCCCUAUACAGCUUGGUUUGAGGAUAAACAGGUUGGAGGAUGGACACAAGUCUAUGGUGACAUCCUGACAUUUUCCACCAUUAGGGGAGGCUCUCACAUGGCACCAUUUUCAUCACCCGGAAGAUCACUGGCAUUGUUUGCAGCGUUUCUAUCUGGGAAACCUCUUGUCUAAAUUUAUGGACCUUUUAUUUUAAGUGAUGCAUCAUCAUAUCAAUAAAAAUAGCAUCAAGGAAAGAUUGUUUGACAAUCGAAAUAAUCUAUACGUGAUGAAAUUUUCAUUUUGCAUUCUUCCAUUUGAAGAUUGAUUAUGUUUAUACAAGUUGAAUAGGUUUUUGUAAGCUUGAGCCAUUAAUGAAGUGUUCGAACAUUCAAGGGAACAAUGAUUGUCUCCCAUGGUCA